UUACCCUCAGCGAAAUCACGUGAUAAGCGCAGCACUAAUUAUCAUUCAAGAAGAGGGGGCGAAUCUACGCAGACGCGUUUUCCGAGACAAGGAAGAAUAACUUGAAAUGCCUCCUCCACCCAUUCUGAAACGACGCCAUACGUUGGUCGGAAAGAACAUCUUACCGGUCGUAAAAAAGGUCAAGAAUUAUGCCGGCCAACGGCUCAAUUUUGCCAAACUAAAAUCUACUAUGCCUAUUGAAGAACUGUCUGAGGGUGAAUUGGCCCAGAAGUUUAAGGAUCUAACCAGCGAAAAGGCCUGCGAUAUCCUGGAGAUGGCCGCAAAGGAGAUAUCAGCGGAAAAUCUCAGGGUUCUACUACAUUUUACGAUCCUCCACGCGAACGAAACUGGAGCCCCGGACGGACAACAGUUGACAGGGAAUAAGGAUGAAGAUGGCGAAGACGAGGACGAAGGAGAGGAAACGGUGAAACCAAAGAAAAAGAAGAAAGCCAACGACAAAGAGGAGGACCUGCAAGGCUUAAAACAAAAGAAUGCGGAAGGCAUUGAUCUUAUCGACUUGACUUCCAUCGAUGAAAGGAUAAAUCAACUGGACGAGAAAAUGAUGAAGUCUACUGCUUAUAAGAAAUGUACAAGACUGCGUGAGAAAUUAGAAUUAUUCCUUUCUAAACUUCCACAUCGACCUAAACUUCGGAACUUGACUCCAACAGAUUUGCGUCGUUUCCUUGUGUGGUGCGAUUUAUCAGGUAAAACGCAAGUUCAUUCAUUGGACUGCAAAUUUAUAGGCAACAUCGGAGAACAGCCAUGCGCCUGUAAAAAAGGCUUAUCAUCAAAUACUCUUGCUGGCAUGAUUACAAAUUUGAAAAAUAUUCUAGCGUCAGAGGGUAAAAGUGAAUCUUGGGAUGAAGCAACUCAGGAAGGCAAUGCGGCAUGUUCAAUACUUAUAAAACAGCACCUGAAAAUUGUGAAAGAAGAGCAAGCAAAGGCCAGAGUUCUACCCAAGCAAGCAAAACCUAUGUUUAUCCGGAAAUUAAAUUCUAUUGCGACUUAUAUACAGAAUAGACUAGACUCAUUUGACUGUUUCUUAACUCUCCGAGAAAAGUUUACUCUGCUUAGAGAUCAAGCGAUGUUCAAGCUUCAAUUUUUCGCGGGUGAUAGAGCCUCUGAUAUGUCGAAUUUUCUGACUCAAGAUAUAAAAUCUUUAUCCGAUAACUCGGGAUUUAUGGUAAGGCAUACUUUCGGGAAAACUUUAAGGGGAGGUGAUGGGAAGACAAACAAUUUUGUGAUAAAGAGAUUUUCAGAUAGUUUAACGUGCCCAAUUGCUGGUUUAGAAAGCUACCUGUCAGGAUCAAAAUCUUUAGGAAUUGAUUUGGAAACUGGUUACUUAUUCCGGACUGUCACAGAAAAUGGCGUUGUGCUGAAUACACCUCUUUCUUACUCAUCCAUCUAUGAAAGGCUUAAAACGUACCUUAGAAUUUUGGGCUUAGAUGAAGGAGAAACUCCGCACAGUUUACGGGCAGGAUGUGCAGUGACACUAGCAUUAUCAGAUGCUGAUUGUGAACAAUUAAAGUCUCAUAUCGGAUGGUCUGACUCAAAAACAGCAGAUUACUAUAGCAGGGCAACGAGAAUUAGAGAUGCUACUGAAACGGCUUCAACCUUAGCGGAAGCGUCCAGGUCCCACAAUGCGGAAACUACUUUUAAUGACAACUGUGAGUUUUCACAACUACGACCUAUUCUAUGAUCCUACUUAUCAAAUCAGAUCAAUUUUGUGUUCUUCUUUUUAAGAGUGUUGGGAAGAAAAGGUAUGUGAGUUAUUGUCUUGUGAACAAUAAACAUAUUCAUUGCAAGUGAUUAGAUUUGUGUUAUUAUUUAUUACAAAUCCCAGUACUUAGCAAUUAAGGGGCUG
Saccostrea cuccullata (small rock oyster) is the source of this 1903-nucleotide messenger RNA. RefSeq lists its product as uncharacterized. The record is from RefSeq and is a predicted model, not a curated record. NCBI's taxonomy places the organism in Eukaryota, Metazoa, Mollusca, Bivalvia, Ostreida, Ostreidae. Gene Ontology annotation, biological process: DNA integration; DNA recombination; mRNA transcription. The transcript has 4 exons. Gene Ontology annotation, molecular function: DNA binding. The coding region runs from base 107 to 1738 and encodes 543 amino acids. Gene Ontology annotation, cellular component: nucleus.